Messenger RNA from Daucus carota subsp. sativus, 1288 nucleotides. RefSeq names its product palmitoyl-acyl carrier protein thioesterase, chloroplastic. The transcript has 6 exons. The record is from RefSeq and is a predicted model, not a curated record. Gene Ontology annotation, molecular function: acyl carrier activity; fatty acyl-[ACP] hydrolase activity. Lineage: Eukaryota; Viridiplantae; Streptophyta; Magnoliopsida; Apiales; Apiaceae. Bases 12 to 1133 code for a protein of 373 amino acids. Gene Ontology annotation, biological process: fatty acid biosynthetic process.
UAAGAGAAGAAAUGGCUUCUGCUUUUGUCUCUUAUCAUGCUUGCUAUAAUAUCAGUUACUCUUUAGCUAAAGACAUUCACUACUUGAGCAAAUUGAAACUGCCAAAAUUUAAUAUCCGCGGAAAUGGCAGUACGUCUGCUGUUACAAAGAUCAGAGCCUCAACUGUAUCCACUGUUCCUCAUGUCAUUGAAAAUGUGGACAUGGAUUUGAAACAGACACGCCAGAAUAUUCCAACCACGAAACAGUUUGUGGAUCCUCAUCGUCAAGGCAGCAUUAUUGAGAACGGGGUAAGAUAUAGACAGUUGGUGGUUAUUCGGUCUUAUGAAGUUGGACCUGACAAAACUGCAACAUUAGAGAGCAUCCUUAACCUUCUUCAGGAAACAGCACUAAAUCAUGUCUGGAUGUCAGGACUAUUGGGCGACGGAUUUGGUGCCACACAUGGAAUGGUAAGAAAUGAUCUCAUGUGGGUUGUCUCAAGACUGCAGUUACAAGUGGAGGAUUAUCCAAUAUGGGGAGAGGUCUUACAACUUGACACCUGGGUUGGAGCAUCAGGGAAAAAUGGGAUGCGAAGAGACUGGGAACUUAGAUCACAGGCCACAGGCGUUGUAUUUGCUCGGGCGACAAGUACAUGGGUAAUGAUGAACAAGAGAACUAGGCGCCUCUCUAAAAUGCCCGAUGAAGUGAGGGCGGAGUUAUCACCAUGGUUCAUAGAGAAGCAAGCAAUAAUGGAAGACACUCCUGAAAAGAUGAAGAAGUUGGAUGACACUGCAAAACAUGGCACUUCAAGCUUGAAGGCAAAGAGGAGUGACUUGGACAUGAACCACCAUGUAAAUAAUGUGAAGUAUGUGGGAUGGAUGCUCGAGACAAUGCCUGACGAGUUUAUGGAGCAGUACCAGCUGUGCAAUAUAAUUCUGGAAUACAGAAAAGAAUGCGGAAGUUCAGAUAUAGUUCAAUCACUUUCUGAACCUGAUGAAGAAAACAGAACAACUGAUGAAAGCUUGAGAUCCUUAAACGGGAUGCAGAUAAAGUAUACACAUCUUCUGCAAACAAAAGGAGAAGUUAAGAACGAAGAGAUUGUUAGAGGAAGGACUACAUGGAGGAAAAAGCAUUCCAAAAUGCCAUUUCCUAUGUAGUGAAUUGUGUGUGAUUUAGUUUCGUAGGUUGAUUCAUAACUAAUUGAACAGCUCUUAUUAAUUUCCAGAAAGGCCUUGACAAUCGAGGUUUUCUGGUUCAAGAUAUGCUGCCAUUCUGGUUCCUAAUCGUAUAAAAAUCAAAUUUUAAUGUGUCA